CUAAAAUUGACGUUUCAAUUUGUAACUUGCACCACUCUCAAUAUUUUGCACAAUUUUGAGCUAAAGCACAGCUUUUGUAUCUAAAAUAUGCUAUUAGGAAUAGUUCAGUGAUAAUAAUCUCAUAGUUUUUACUGAGAAUGGGUGGCAAAUCCAAGCAGACUCAGCGGACGAAGAAUAAUGUUCGGCCAUCAAGCAGCGGCCGCAGCGCCGAGCUCCUAAACAACCGCAUGGACCCCGGCCUCAUGAGCACAAGCUCAGGCAAGGUGCUGCCAGUGCUGUUCCCGACAUUGGCUGCUCCAUUGGAUCCGACACUAAACCCAGACUUUUCACUGUGUCUGAAGAAGCUGAAUAAGAAGGAUCCUAUUACGAAAACUAAGGCACUACAAGAGCUGUGUGACCUGGUCAAAAAAGGAGACGUAGAAGACGUAGUAGCAGCACUGGGCAGCUGGGCACACUACUAUAGGCAACUCACUACUGACACCGAUCACAAAGUGCGAGAGGCUGCACAGGUGGCGCAUGGCGUCAUCGCUGGCGCUUGUGGGCGCCGCUUGGCGCCACAUCUGAAAUCAUUACUGCCCCCGUGGCUUCAGGCCCAGUAUGAUGAGUACGCCCCGGCCGCUACAGCCGCCCGCGCCUCUCUGACGUCAACAUUCCCAGAAAGCAAGCUGCCGGAUGUGAUCUCCUUCUGCAUGUCUGAAGUCAUCGCCCAUCUUUUAGAGAACCUUGUCGGCAACGCCGAGUCUGCCCUGAGCAAGAAGAUCCUGACACCCGAGGAGAAGGAGCUCCAAUGGGCUAGGCUAGUAACAGCCAGUCUCCAAGGCUUGGAGUUCUUCGUACAACAUCUACCCUCGCAACAUGACGACUGGCUGUGGGGAGAACUAACGCCGCUCCUAGCGUCUAGCUCCUUCUGGAAGAUGGCCUCUACCAAGUCGCAGCAAGUCAGAGCAUCCUGGUUCGGCGCCCUCGGCCGUAUAAUCGCCCGCUACGGCGACACGUUUGGCGCCGCCCACGGUUCCCGUACGGCGAAACUGUUACUAGGAGCGCCCUCCACGCUCGCUCAACAAUGGUGCUGUCUUCUGGUGCUGCUGCGACAUGUCAAGGGCGACACGUGGUUAGACAAAAAGGAUCUUCUGAUCAAGAGGAUAAUCGACGUCUUAGAAAACGGGGGCUGGGGCGACGCGAAGCACCUGUCGAGCAUGCUGCUGCCGCUGCUGGCUUUCUUGCCACAACACAUGCUCACUAAACACUUCUACGAGACCUUUUUCAAUGCCGUAUUUAAAGGACUGGAGAAGAAAAGCGUAAUCAGCUCAAAAAGCGAACGACAAUCUUGGAUCACAAGCCUCUCCGAGUGCCUUCGCUACCUCUCACUCCAACACACAGAGUUCAUGGUGGAAGUGGCCACGGCGGUACAUAGGACGUGGUUGGAGAAAAUACUGACGGGUCAUGAUGGACAGACGACUUGUAAUUUGGUUAGAUAUUCGGGUGGAAACAUGGCAUCGCUGGUCAAAUACUGGCUGAGACAGUCACUGGAGGCUAAGGAAGGCGCCGACAAAUACGACCAGCUGGCCAGGAAUUUUUGGCAGAACAUCGCCUCCACCGUCGUCGCUCAGAUCGAUAAACUCUCCACCGACCAGAACGACAUUACCACCCUCGUCGACGCCCACAUAUUAUUGCUGCAAACCCUUAAAACUUCUCAAGAAACUAAGAAACCUAAGAGCAUUAAGUUCAACGAUGAGAAGCAAGCAGAGAAUGAUGAGACGGAAGAAACGAGCCAACAAUGUAAUGCAUCUAUCGAGGAAAGAUACAAACAUAACUUAAAUAACGUUGUUGAGAAGAUCUGUGCUCAGUACUUCGAGUUCGCUAGCAAAAAACAAGUCGCCAAUGCGGUUUUCAGUCCAGUACUUACGCUACUUAUUGAAUUCGAUGAUAAGGAUCUCUUCUUAGCGUUAUCAAAACACUUCGACUCGGAUUCCAUCUACGGAUUUUACGAUAAAACUUUAAAAGGAUGGUUGGCCGGCGAUACGAUGCGAUGCAAAGCAGCAGUGGAUAUCGUAUUCCUUUUAAUGAAACAUUUGUCUGAAAAAGAACAGGAUGCCUUGCUGGAAUCUUUCAAACAGUUCCCUCCGUCCGUCGUCGAGUGGUGUAUCUCUCUGUCCCUCUCGCACCCGCACUGCCGGAUGUCCGCGGUGCGGCGAUGGCUGCGAGGAACUUUGGUUGAGGAUAGUUUGGUCGCCGUGUGUAGGAGGAUGAUUGAUGAAGACGAUAGCAAGAGCAGGAGCUUGUUGCUCAUGUGUUUGGCGACGGAUGAUGGUGGCGAAAUAAUGAUAUCCCAGUCAUCAGUAUCAAAGAUAAUGGAGCUGGUCUGCACCGCGCUGAGUCCCACAGCACCGUCGUUAGAACGGCUGGCGGGAGCGGCGUCAGCGCUAGCCAGCGAGUUAAGCGGCUCCGACUGUACCCAGCUUGCUUUAUCUCUAUUCCGGUUGCAACUGACUGUACAGCGUGGUUCCGGCCUCCUAAACGUGGAGACGUGGUGCGAGGUGCGCAGCGCGUGGCAGGACGCGGGCGCCGGCCACCAGCAGUUCAGGGCUCAAGCGACGCAGGACGCUAAACUGGAACUUAUUCAUGACACGGAGUCCCUCGACGUCCAAAGGGUCGAGCACAUAGCCUCGCUCUGCCCGUACUUACUGCCUCAGUUCGGCGACUCGCAAAUGCCCGACGAGACGGAGGACGUUGCGGCGCUUCUUAAACAACUCUUCGACUUUGAGAAAACAGAGGAUUCUAUAGAGGUGUUCGCCCUCAGACACGACUGCAUCCACUCCAACCUGAACUGUCCGCUGGGCGACACGGACGCCAUUAGGACAGUAAUCGACCAGUCAGGGGACUCAUCACUAGACCUGGACCGAAAGGAGACUGUAGCGUAUAUGAACAAGGUUGUUUUCCGCGCGGCGCUGCUGCGUACACUGAUCUUACACAGGAACGAAGAAGAGGAGGCGUGGGGCGAAGAAUUGUUCAAAAACGAAUACAUAGUGGAAGAGUUCGCGCGAGUACUGCACGACUACGCGGUCGUGUGCUCGCUCUACGACGGAUACGCUUUUUGGCCCAAUUUCGAAAUCAUCAGCUUCGCCAAACAGCACCUAACUUGCAUCAUCGACGCCAUCACCGCAGACAUGACGUCACACUUCUCUCUACUGAACCACUUAACUCAGCGGGCUGCCACGGGAGGGUACUACUGGAGCUUCGCUAAAGUGAUUUUGGAGGAGAAACUUAGAGAGAAAGGAAGGGAAAACCGGGGUAGCGGGAUGGCGAGUCAUGGCGUGAAGUUAGAAGAAAUUGUCACUGGAAAUGGAUUUUUCCAUACUCUUCAGGCGGAAUCGAGAUCAUCACCAGACUCUCUAGCCCUUCUCCGCGCAAAAUACCUGGUGAUGCUCCGCAGCUUCUAUCUCGCUCACGCACACGAGCCGGAUGUCAUCGACGCGACAUUCAUUAGUGAGGCGGCUGCGGGCGUGCCCACCGACCCCUCUGUUAUAGUCAAUGCUUAUUAUAGGCAUCAGCAUACUAUGCUUUAUGAAUGCGACAUAUCGAAAGCAGAAUGGCGUCAAGUAGUGAGCAACACGGCCAUCGUGGAAUAUCUGGCGGAGAUGGUGGAGGCGGCGGGGUGGGAGGCCGCGGCCUCCAGCUGGGACUUCACCACCAUCUCGCUCUGCUCCCUCGCUGCCAGAAUACAUCCCAACUGCCCAAAGGCAAUAAUGUUGGCGCGUUCAGUCCUGCGUCUGUUCCUGGCGGUCCAUCGGUUCGUCACCUCCGUCCGCGGCGAGUGCCUCAAACGGGAGCCUUUACCUCACGUCGCUGAGCUGCCCACCGAGUGGAAGGACAUAUUCUCACCCGAUCUGCAGUGCAACUUGUUCUCUAUCGUCGUUAAAGUGCUCGGUAACGCAUCUGCGUCCCUAACGGCGCCGCAUGCUGCCUUCAUUGAUGCCUUGCUGCCCGUCGUGCGCACGCUGGAUUGGCACGCGUUACCGCUACAACAUCAGAAUGGUGACCUCUCUGUGGCGAAACUUUUGGAGGCGGGCGUGAAGGCACUUUCAGCGCCGGCGCACCCCGCCUACAAGUACCUCGCGCACGGACUGCUGAGUGCGCUGGCGAAGCCCCUCGUGCUGCAUGACGCGGAGAAACUGGCAGCAUGGAGCAACGAUGAUUCCAAUGAUGACUCUGAAUCGCCACGAUCACAACUCGCGAUAUGUGGCUUACAACCAGCACUCACCAAGUUACAAGAGCUUGUCGAUGCAGCCUUACACACGCUCAAAGUGGGAGAGGAGACUUGCGAGAUGGUGCCGGGAACUGACAGCCACAGCGUGGCUCUAGGGUACCUGUUGCUAGGGGAUGCGGCCUGCACCAUCUGCCAGCUUUCGCGUGGCGAUCUUGUGCACCAUUACAUUGAGAUCUUCAGGGAACCUCGUCACGCCGAGAUCCUGGUGACGUGCGCGUUACGACUGCUGCCCGCGCCCGUGGCGGCGCACGCGCAGGACAACGGCACGUCCCCGGCGCCCGCGCAGUAUGCCGGCAUGUUCCUCAACCCGCCACAAUUCUCCGUCAGGGAUCCCCCCUCGGCCCUGGACGUCGGGCGGCUGUCGUGCCGCGUCGUGCACCACUGCGCGCGCUGGGCGGGCGGCGCGCUGCGCGGCUGGUGGGGCGCCGCGCCGCCGCGCCCGGCCAGAGCGCUGGAGCGCCUGCUGAAGGCCUACGUGUCGCCGCAUCUUAUCAAGGAGCAGCUGUCGGCCGUCAGUGCCGGAGCUGAAGGAUUAGAAGACGCCGAGGUGACCGUCCACCCGUCCACCAACGAGGUGGUGGUGACGUACCUGGUGGAGGAGCGGCCGCUGGAGCUGGCGCUGGCGCUGGGCGCGGCGCACCCGCUGCCGCCGCCGCGCGUCACGGCGCCGCGCGCGCCGCCGCACAGCACGCACUGGCUCGCCGUCUACCUUGCCUAUCAGAACGGCACCGUCCUAAACGCGAUCCGCAUGUGGAUGGACACCGUCGCCAAACGCGUGGAAGCCUCCCCGCAGUGCUACAUCUGCUACUGCCGCCUGCACCCCUCGACGGGCCGCCUGCCCAAGGUGGUCUGCCACCAGUGUCGCAACAAGUUCCACGCUGAAUGCCUGCGCAAGUGGUUCCAAACAUCGAGCAAGUCCAACUGCCCGCUGUGCCGCGCCAACUUCUAAGCCCCGAGAGGCCUACAUGCGACCUGCUCAAGGCUUGUGGGAGGCCACUCAUCACUCCACGACUACAUGCUCACUCCCUCUUGAGCCUUAGACCUACGUAAGCCCACUCAUCAUUUGACUCCAUCAAGCUUACACUAUCCCGGGUUUCGAGACCUAGAGUCAUAGUCGGCCAAAACAUCCAUCAUGAUUCAUAAAAUCACAUUCGUGUUAAUCAUAUUUCUGGUUGGACUAAUCUAGAUGAUUUUUGAGAAAAUAAAAUAUGGAUUACAAAUAAUAACGUCUUGUUGAUUUUUUCAAGAAGAGUUGCGAAAGUUUAAAUAGGUAUAUUGACAGUGGCGUAGCGCGAACUAAUCUAGCCGUGGGCGAAAUCACAUCUGCGAAGCCCUUUUCUUUCAUUGUGUCCGAAAGGGCCUCGCGCCCCUUGGAGCACGAGGCCGUGGGUGACGGCCCACGUCGCCCACGCCUAGCUACGCCACUGUAUGUUGACAGGUAUCGGUCGAUAAAUCAUACUAAGCCUGAAUUAUGGUAAACCUCACGUUGACUAGUGUGACUACAUACAUACACAGUAUCUCGAGAAUCUUUAUACAGACUACGAAACCUUUUUUCUCAUGUUCCCACCUUUCGACCAGAUGGCUCGCUAAGUGAGCAAGACAUUUCACUACAAGUCGUUCGUAGGCUGCCUACAUACUCCAGUACAAAUGGAAUUAGUUUAUUCCAUAUCGAUCUUAAAAGGAUGUAAACAAAAAACCGGCCACGUGACUAUGUCAGACCAUACAUACAAAAUGUUAUUUUAAGAUUUAUAUGAAAUGGACAUAAAUUAGAGUAGGAAUAGGGAGUGUUACUGCAAUGUUCUGCCGCCAGAGUGCAGCACUAAUUUGUUUAGUAAACCAUAGAGUAACUUAUAUAUACCUUUUUUGACAAGUUUUCACUAUGACAUUGAUGCAUCAAGGCGGUUUGUGUACAGGUGGCCUACCGCGAACUGCGAAAAUCGAAAUUUCGUUAUCUGCGCCUCUCUAUCGAUCGAGUAAGCAAGAGUGAUAGAGAGGCAGAAACCGAACUUUCGAUUGUCGUGUUUCACGGUAGGCCAUGUGAUUGAGUUAGUAACGCGCUCUAGACAGAGUUUUGCGUAAUAUUCCCUAUUAAUUAAGAUGGGAAAUCUAAAUACGAGCAAUAAUUUAAAUAGGAGGUAAAUCUUAAAACUUAAAUACGCGAUUAAGUCCCGUUGUGUUGUUUGAUAAUAAUUAAAUGUUCAAAUCUUGCUUAGAAUCGUCUAUUGUGAAAAUUUGAUCGUAAUAAUUUAAUAGAUUGUGCUAAAUUAAAUAAUUAAGUACUUAAUGUUGUAAAUAUGUCUGUUUCAAUAAAGUAUGGAUUCAAGCAAAAUA
This is a messenger RNA of Cydia splendana, 6598 nucleotides long. RefSeq names its product E3 ubiquitin-protein ligase listerin (gene Ltn1). The transcript is spliced from 31 exons. The record is from RefSeq and is a predicted model, not a curated record. Gene Ontology annotation, molecular function: ubiquitin protein ligase activity; zinc ion binding; ribosomal large subunit binding. Gene Ontology annotation, biological process: ribosome-associated ubiquitin-dependent protein catabolic process; rescue of stalled cytosolic ribosome. Lineage: Eukaryota; Metazoa; Arthropoda; Insecta; Lepidoptera; Tortricidae. Bases 138 to 5216 code for a protein of 1692 amino acids. Gene Ontology annotation, cellular component: RQC complex; cytosol.